Messenger RNA from Hemibagrus wyckioides, 1537 nucleotides. RefSeq names its product antimicrobial peptide NK-lysin. Gene Ontology annotation, cellular component: cytolytic granule. Gene Ontology annotation, biological process: defense response to bacterium; antimicrobial humoral immune response mediated by antimicrobial peptide; killing of cells of another organism. The record is from RefSeq and is a predicted model, not a curated record. Lineage: Eukaryota; Metazoa; Chordata; Actinopteri; Siluriformes; Bagridae. The transcript has 4 exons. Bases 69 to 452 code for a protein of 127 amino acids.
UACAUAAAAGCCUCCUGAACGCACAAAAACGGACAAACUCUCUUCAACCUGCAUCGAGAAAGAAAAACAUGCAGGCUCUUUUCCAGCUUGGAGUUUUGCUUCUAAUUUUAGGAGCGGCGCAGUGUAAGGAUCAGCUCCUCAGCGACAAAGACCUCGAGGUUUACACGUACGAGCGCGAUCUGCAGGAAGAAGACGGCGUUCCUGGUUUGUGUCAUGUGUGUACAAAACUCGUGGGUCAAGUCCUUAAAAUGAUUGGAAAUGAAGUCUCAAAGAACAGCAUCGAUCAGGCUCUUAACAAAGUGUGUGAAAAACUGAAAGUUAUACAAAGCCCUUGCAAGAAAUUGAUUAAUAAAUACAGAGGAAAGCUGGUUAACAUCAUCAUGUCUACAAGGCAACCCAAGAGAGUCUGCAAACUUCUGAAACUGUGCAUAUUCCAUGAAAAUAAAAUGUAAGACAUUUCUAGAUACAGUGGAACCUCGGCAUACGAAUAUCCUGUCUUAUGUAUUUUCACCUUAAGAAUUGAAUUUUGCAAGCAAUUUGCUUUGGCAUACGAAGCAUUUUCGGCAUACGAACAGAACCAAACCAAACACCGGCUAAGUUUCGCGUACAUCCGAGAGCCGUUCAAAACGUGUUAGCGUCAGUGAAAAGCCAAGCGAAGCAAACUGAAGAGAGUUUACGAAUUUGUUUUUCAGUCAGUGAAAGCUGUUAGGAAAGAGUCAACCCACGAUACCAACGUUACCUUCGGCAUGCGUUCAAAAGCUAGCUGAUUUUUCAGGUGUUUUUUUGUUGACAGAUUGGUGGCGUGGUCUGUUCUAUUUUUAGCCCAGGCUUGGUGGCACGACUUCCUGUGAGGACCCUUGACAUGGAAUGCUUGGCUUGGGUCAGUUCUUUGUAAGCAGCCGUACAGUUUCCAUACGCUUCAUAUUGGGAAUAUUGCUCAUAUUUUUGGACAGCUGGAACGGAUUAUCUGCAUUUACAUUAUUCCUUAUUUCUAAAAUUCGUUUCACAAUACACAUUUUCACCUUAAGAACCAAUUCAAUUCCUAUGCUGAGGUUCCACUGUAUUCUCAUUCUGCUUGUGCUUAUUCCGUGUAUUUCUUCAAAAAUGUCCGGACAUUUGGGUAGCCUACAUUUGUGAGGAACUGCUGGACUGUUCCCUGCCAGGCCUGAGGAGGGCGCUGGCAGGUGAACCCAAGAAGCCGGCUUUUUUGUGUUUUUCGAGUUAUACCUGUCCUAUUGUUCUCUCUCCUGAUUGUGUCACCUGUAACCAGUUUACCCUAAUGUGUAGCCCUAUAAAUAGGGAUCCUUCUGCGCAUGUCCUCGUCCGUGAUUGUUUAUCUGUACCGUGGUUCCAGUCCGUCCAUGCUCCGGUCAGUCUUAAGUUUAGUCUUUCUUAUUUUCUGUUAACCGCGCCAUGUCUCAUCUUCCGUCUGUUUCCCCAUGUCCUGUCUUUAUAUAAUAAAAGCAGCGCUUCGCUGAAUCCUGGGUCUGGGUCUGAAUUCAGCCGCAUGCUAGCUGCGUGCAUGUGUGCUCGCACC